CUUCAUGAAUGGUGGGAGCACUUCGUUUUCAAUCGGGGGCAACAGCAUUGCAUACGAGUCAAUAGUAAAGAAUGUCUUCGCUGGGAUUGUGUGCGUCCGUAUCCGUGGCUGUUGUAGGAAAAUCUACAAAAAUGGGUAAAGCCACUGGCGGAACAAGGCGAGCAGCGCUUGGAGAGCUAACUAACGUUCCCAGUGUAGCUGUAAACACAAAGGGUAUACCACUCAAAUAUAGCGCCAAACCAGCCCUGAACCAGAAGAUCCAUCAGAAGUGUGUGGCAGUAGUACAGCCAUUUCAUGCCCCAGAAAGCCCCCUGCCCUUCCUUCCUGAGGAGGUGGGCGACAUCUCCAUGGAGGAAGAGGAACUCUGCGAGGCGUUCUCGCAUGCCAUCCUUGCUGUUGAAGAUAUCGAUGACCAGGAUGUGGAGAUGCCACAUUUGUGUGCUGAAUAUGUGAAGGACAUUUAUGCCUAUCUCAUGGCUCUUGAGCAAAAACAAAGUGUACGACCCAAUUACAUGCAAGGCUAUGAAAUCAAUGAAAGGAUGAGGGCCCUCCUAGUCGACUGGCUGAUCCAGGUUCACUCUAGGUUCCAGCUGCUGCAAGAGACUCUGUAUCUCACAGUUGCUAUUCUGGAUCGUUUUCUACAGGUUCAGCCUGUGUCGCGCAAGAAACUCCAGCUUGUAGGCGUGACGGCCAUGUUGGUGGCUUCAAAGUAUGAGGAGAUGUACAGUCCUGAGGUGGCAGACUUUGCAUACAUCACUGACAAUGCCUUCACCAAGGGCCAGAUUCUACUAAUGGAGCAGAUGAUUCUCAGGGGCCUCGACUUCAACCUUGGACGUCCUCUGCCUUUACACUUUCUCAGGAGAGCCUCAAAGGCAGCAAAUUCCAAUGUGGAGAAGCAUACCCUUGCCAAGUAUCUUAUGGAGCUGACCCUGGUGGAUUUCGCCAUGGUGCACUACCGGCCCUCCGAGAUCGCCGCUGCUUCCCUGUGCCUCUCUCAGCUCCUGCUGGAGGACCUUCCAUGGUCGCCCACGCAGCACCACUACGCUACCUAUGACGUGGGCCACCUGAAGCCGAUCAUGCAGCACAUGGCGAAGAAUGUAGUGACCGUCAAUGGAGGCAAAACAAAGUUUCAGGCUGUCAAGACCAAGUACUCAAGCAGCAAGUUAAUGAAGAUCAGCCUGACCCCUCACCUUAAGUCAUCAGCCCUUAUGGCUAUGGCUGCUCCUUUGCUAAAUCACUGAUUGUCUUUUUAUUUUUUUAAAUACAGAUGAACUUUUAGCGGCACUUUAUUUAACUACUUUGGGGAUGGGUUGACUUUGAAUAAAUGUUUUCAAAAAACGAU
Gadus morhua (Atlantic cod) is the source of this 1342-nucleotide messenger RNA. Its product is annotated as G2/mitotic-specific cyclin-B2. NCBI's taxonomy places the organism in Eukaryota, Metazoa, Chordata, Actinopteri, Gadiformes, Gadidae. The record is from RefSeq and is a predicted model, not a curated record. Gene Ontology annotation, biological process: mitotic cell cycle phase transition. Bases 72 to 1241 code for a protein of 389 amino acids. Gene Ontology annotation, molecular function: cyclin-dependent protein serine/threonine kinase regulator activity. The transcript has 8 exons.